AAAAAUUAAAUUUUGUUUGUUUUGAUUGGUUAUUUGAAAUCCUAGCAAAUUUACCAUGUCCGACGCGGAGAAUCCUCCCCCGAAAAGGUCUUCCGAAGACGUUGAACCAGAAGAAGACGAUGAGUGGAUUGGACCGCUUCCGUCCGCGGCAGCUCCGCCCAAGAAGCGCAAAGUGCUCGAGUACGAGAAGCUCUACCUGGAUAACCUGCCGAGCACGGAAUGUUACGAAAAGUCCUUCAUGCAUCGGGACGUCAUCACCCAUCUGGUGGUCACGCGGACCGAUUUUAUCGUGACGGUUAGCGUGGACGGGCAUGUCAAGUUCUGGAAGAAGAUGGAGCAGGGCAUCGAGUUUGUGAAGCACUUCCGGAGCCAUCUGGCUCCGAUCGUUGCGCUGGCCGCAAACCACACCGGAACUUACCUGUGCACGGCCUCGGUCGACAAGAACGUGAAGGUGUUUGACGUGAUUAACUUCGACAUGAUCAACAUGCUGAAGCUGGAGUACGUUCCGUCGAGUGCACUCGAGUGGAUCCACAGCACGGGCGAUGCGAUCGCGUAUUUGGCGGUUGCCGACCAAGACUCCAACAGCAUCUACAUCUACGACGGCAAGGGAACCAACGAAGCUUUGCACGUGCUGGAAAAGCUCCACUCCAAGCCGGUCGUCCUGAUCAGGUACAAUCCAGUGUACGAGCUGACCGUGUCGAUUGACCGCGGUGGCAUCCUCGAGUACUGGCUCGGUUCGCGCCACGACUUUAAAUUUCCCUCGAAGCUGGUCCACUUUGAGUCCAAGCUGGACACGAGCCUGUACGAGUUUGCCAAGAACAAAACUGUCGUCACGUCGUUGGCCUUUUCCGUGGAUGGGAAAAAGUUUGCCACCGUGUCGACCGACCGGAAGGUGCGCGUGUUUGGUCUGCUCAGCGGGAAGUUGCUGCGCGUGUACGAUGAAAGUUUGGCCCGGUACAGCGAAAGUCAGCAGCUGUCGCAGGCGCUGUCGAACAUGGAGUUUGGGAGACGAAUGGCCAACGAGCGGGACCUGGAAAAGUCCGACUCGUUCAGUUUGAUCAACAUCAGCUUUGACUACAGUGGGCACUUUAUUGUGUAUCCGACGAUGCUGGGAAUCAAGCUGGUGAACAUUGAGACGAACAAGCUUGUGAAAAUCAUUGGCAAGAAUGACAAUUUGAGACCGCUGCACGUGGCGCUGUUUCAGGGUCGCGUGAAAAACUCAAAGGCCGCGAUAACGCUGGAACACGAAGCGUCGGACAAUCCCACGCUGCAGUCGGUUAUGAACGAUCCGACGCUGUUUUGCACCGCUUACAAAAAGCAACGAUUCUACCUCUACAGCAGACGUUUGCCGUCGGACCUGCAGGACGUGGAUCGCGACGUGUUCAACGAGAAGCCCUCCAAAGAGGACAUCAUCUCCGUCACCGAAGGACAAGGUUCGCAGAAAAUCUACGACCACGCCGUCAUUCACACGACGAUGGGCGACAUUCACAUGCGACUCUUCGGCAAGGAAUGUCCCAAAUCGGUGGAGAACUUUUGCGUGCACAGUAAAAACGGUUACUACAACGGGCACAUCUUCCACCGGGUCAUCAAGGGCUUUAUGAUCCAGACGGGUGAUCCGACGGGCACGGGAACCGGCGGCCAGUCGAUUUGGGGCGGCGAGUUUAAGGACGAGUUCUGCUCGACGCUGAAGCACGACCGGCCGUACACGGUCAGCAUGGCCAACGCUGGUCCGAAUACGAACGGAAGUCAGUUCUUCGUGACGGUGCUGCCAACGCCCUGGUUGGACAACAAACACACCGUCUUUGGGCGCGUCCACAAGGGCAUGGAGGUGGUCCAGAACAUUUGCAACAGCAAAACGAAUCCCAAAACGGACAAACCGUACGACGAAAUUCGGAUAAUUUCAAUUAACCUCACUUAGAAAAAGACGUAAUCGAUUGUGUUUUACUAGUUCACCUAAUUCAUCUUAACAGAAAUAAAAAAUGUUCACUCAAUCACACAA
Culex pipiens pallens (northern house mosquito) is the source of this 1999-nucleotide messenger RNA. Its product is annotated as peptidylprolyl isomerase domain and WD repeat-containing protein 1. Lineage: Eukaryota; Metazoa; Arthropoda; Insecta; Diptera; Culicidae. The coding region runs from base 56 to 1918 and encodes 620 amino acids. The transcript has 8 exons. The record is from RefSeq and is a predicted model, not a curated record. Gene Ontology annotation, molecular function: protein binding; peptidyl-prolyl cis-trans isomerase activity. Gene Ontology annotation, biological process: protein peptidyl-prolyl isomerization.